AUGACAGUGGAGGGUACAUGUAGAAGCAGCACUACUAUUAAUAAGAGCCCUCCUCGUAAGCAGAGAAGCAACGUGAGCAAUGACGGCAGCAGCAACGGUCGCAAGUCCCGCAACAAAUCCGUGCGAGGCUCCAAGUCUCUUUCCCCCAAGCGAAGUACUAGUGGAGGAGGCUUGGAUUCCCACCAAGUCAUUGACAUGCUGGAACAAAUGGCAGUAGCCGACGACACCAAGGCGGAUGCCUACUUCCAGCUUCUCAAGAACAGUGAUGGCCGCCCCAGUAGUAGGCGAACCAGUAGGUCUCCCAAGAGGUCGAAUACCAAGACUCCGUUGGCAGCAUAG
This is a messenger RNA of Seminavis robusta, 339 nucleotides long. The record is from the annotation of a GenBank genome assembly. NCBI's taxonomy places the organism in Eukaryota, Bacillariophyta, Bacillariophyceae, Naviculales, Naviculaceae.